AUACUUCCUGCAGAGGGACACACAAACAACAUUAAACAAACCCUCACGGAGCUUGAAAUCAUCGUUUUGUCGUUCCACUUACAGACACAUACACAAAAGCACAACCAUCAUGUCGAUGUCAGCGGCGCAGGCAAGGACAGCUCUUAAAAAGGUAAUGCAAUACGCUGAGGAAGGCAUCCACUACGAUGACGACGGGGAGCUUGAACUACUAACGGAGAGAGUGCCCAGCUACUUCGAUGUCAGAAUGAACAUUCAUGCAAGCAUCGCUGCGAACGGAGAGGAGUCGCUCAGAGCAUGGAUGCUAUUGGCACGGUUCACAGAGGCGCGUGAUUUGCGUGUAGACGACAGUGCUGAUACCGGUGCAUACAGCUUGAGAAAAGUGGUUGGUUGGAUGUGCACAGAAGGGAUGUCUGCUGAAGGGGACGUGGAUAUGACAAAGCAGCAGCAGGGCGGAACAUACACAGCAGCUGAUUUCAAGAAGAUGCUUAUGACACAGGCGAGGAAAUGGGGAAUGCUUGUUGAAGAUUCUAACGAUGAGCUGAAGAGCGGUGCAGCAGAAAUUCUGUUGCUGUCGCGUUUGAAGGACAUACCGCAAGCUCCCCCGCAAGACUUCCAAGAUCUUUCAGUCAUUAUUGCAAACGGGGUGGAGUAUGUUUUACUCAACCAGCUGGUGGAUUUCAUGCAAAAGACUCAGGAGGAAGACGAAGAGGAAAACUGUGCGAUAGAAAUGUCAGAAGAAGUACAACACGAAAGAAUGCAAGAACGAGGAGAAGGUGACAACAGUGACGGUCACCAUAAUGUCGAUGCAGAGGAGAGCGAUCUGGAGGGAGAAGAGGCAGAGGGAGAGGACAGAUCCGAGGAGGGUGGAGAGGCAGAGGAAGGCAACAAUGAAGACGAAGAAAGAGAGAUUACAUCUGCUGAGAACAGUGCACAAUGCGGAACUGAUGAGAAAAAGGGAGGCGCACCGGAGACUUCAUCGAACGACAAACAAAUUGUGGGGAGGGAGAAUGUACCGCUACAAGGUAAGAUGAAGGGCGCCUUAUAAAGACACCACUAUCUAUGCAAAGCACAGUCGUUGUUGCAUGCCGCAGAAACGA
Chara braunii is the source of this 1097-nucleotide messenger RNA. Lineage: Eukaryota; Viridiplantae; Streptophyta; Charophyceae; Charales; Characeae. The record is from the annotation of a GenBank genome assembly.